AUGUCUCAAAAACAUGCCAUUAGGCUACCUGGGCUCUUACUGGAUGAAUUGAAAACCAAAUCUUAUGAUAGCGAUGAGAGAUUUCAAGGUAAAAGAGACUAUGGUGUCGGAAAAAAGAGAGGUUCGAGUAAGCAAGUAAGCAGGAAAGACAGAAGGAAACAGCAAAGGCUCGAUAAAAGAUCCUCGCAAAGAUCAAAAGCAGGUCAUAAUGAAGAGAAAGAACGUCCAAUAAAUGUCAAUAAUAAAGCAAAGACUGGAAAUUUUGCUGUGAACGAAAAAAACUCAGAGUCGAAAAAGGCUCGCACAACAGAAACUUCAAAUAGUGAGCUAUUGCUUCCACCGGAUGAUGAAUUAUCAUCUGAUGACUUUGAAGAAUUUGAGGAGGAUGACUUAGAUGAAGAGGGAUGGAGGCAACUUCGAGAGAUGGAAGAGGAAGAUGGCAACGAAGAUGUGGAACCAUCUGAUCACUCGGGCAGUGAAGUUGAUUCAAGUUUAUCAAAAGAGAAUACAGAAAAAGCACUCAAUAGUAAAGGUAAUAAAGAUAUGACUAUAGAGGAGACUAUGGAGGCAUUAAAAGCUCUUAAAGAAAAGAAAAACGAGCCCCAAACACAACUGUUAACGGAAAAAAAUAAGCAAAAAAGAGAUUAUCUUGUUAAAAUUGGUGAACAAGAUAUGUUAGAAUCUAACAUGACAGCUGAAGAAACUAUGGCAGCAUUGAAAAGCAAAAAAGAAAAAAAAAACGAAGUAAGAACUUCAAAGUCGCCUCAAUCCAAGAAACAAGAAAGAAAAAGUAAUCAAGAUAAGGAAAUAUCGUUUCCCAUUGCGCCUGGGGACCGCGCAGCAAUGGAGAGAGAUGAGAUGGACAUGCAAUAUUAUGCCAAAAAACUUGGCUUAAAGAGAAAUUCUAAAAAGUUGCACGCUCGUGAUGAGUACGACGCAAUUGGUGGCUUACUAGAAGGUUUGGAUUUUAUUGAUAAUUAUGGAAUUGAAGAUGAGGAGUACGGCGAGUAUGGUACGGAACAAAAAAGUGACUCAAGGGAUCAAUUGAAGGGUUCAGGAUACUCUAAUGAAAGUGCGGAUGAAGGUGCGGAUGAAGGUGCGGAUGAAAGUGAGUAUCCCGAAGAUGGUGAAUCCGAACUUGAUAGCGAGGAACUGAAAUUACUGCCAUCAGAUGAUGACUUGUCGUCCGAUGAUUUUGAUGAAUUUGCCGAGGAUGAUUUAAACGAAGAAGAGUGGGAGCAGUUGAGAGAAAUGGAAGAGAGUGGUGAUCACCAAGAUGGCGUCAAGAGAAAAAGAGAGAAUCCAUUAGUUGCCCCAGUAGAAGGUGAUUCUGGAAGUUAUGUGCCUCCGUGGCAGAGAAAGAAAGCUUUGGAAACUGGAAGUCUUUCUGCUGCUGAAUUAGAGGUACAAAAAAAGGUCAAGUCGUCGCUCAAUAAAUUAUCUGACACAAAUAUUUCCGUAAUUAUCUCGUCAUUAAAUGAGCUGUAUGAAAGCUAUGCUCGUCAAUAUGUUACCGAUGCAAUAUCUAAACAAAUUUUAGAAAUUAUUGGACAAACAAACAAACUGCUGGAUAGCUUCAUUAUGAAUUAUGCUGCCGUAGCAUUCGCCCUGUGGAAAUUGAGAGGAGUUGAAGUUGGUGCUUCUUAUAUUCAAGUGACAAUUGAACAUUUCUUAAAGAGUUUUGAUGAUGGAAUAAUUACCCUCAAAUUAAAUGACGGCGCAUCAGCUAAUAGCCCACCAAUCAUUUCGAAAGAAUCUAGUAACAUACUAUGUCUUCUUUCUUACUCUUAUAAUUUUGGUAUCGUAUCCAGUAACCUAAUCUAUGAUAUCGUUCACUUACUUGUUGCAUCUCCUAAUGAAUUUACGACGGAGCUCCUAUUAAGGGUCAUUUCAAUAUCCGGUCCACUGAUACGCAGCGAUGAUGCAUCAGCCUUGAAAGAGAUUAUAUCCAAGCUAUUACAUAAUGUGAAAGAGAUCAAAAUUCAAUCACCGCGUUUGAAGUUUCUACUGGAUACCGUUACCGAUCUUAAGAACAACCGUUUAAAGCCUUCUUUACUAGCAGCGAGCUACCAUCCAUUGAAAAAGACGCUGCAGAAUGUUCUGCAACUUUCAGCUACCUCUAGUGAGCCACUGCUAGUCUCUCUUCAAGAUAUAAAGAAUGUAGAAAACAAGGGUAAAUGGUGGCUAGUCGGCGCUUCCUGGAAAGGUAACAUGGAGAUACCUUCUGAAGAAAUGGAGUCCAGAAAAAUUUCAAAAACGGCCAAAAAACGUGUGAUAGAAGAUGAUUUGCUUGAUGACCUUCCUGAUUGGUCGGAGAUAGCUAGGCAGCAGAGGAUGAAUACAGAUGUUCGUCGUGCCAUCUUCAUUAGUAUAAUGUCUGCACAAGAUUAUAUGGAUGCAUUUGGUAAACUGGAGAAAUUGAAUCUGAAGAAGAAACAGGGUUUGGAGAUUCCUAGAGUUCUUCUACAUUGUCUGUCACAGGAUAGCGGAGCUAAUGGUUAUAACCCUUAUUAUGCUCUACUUGCACUAAAGCUCUGUGAAAACCAGCAUUCACUCGUUAAAUCAUUUCAAUUCCUCUUUUGGGAUAUAAUCAAGGCUUUUGAAGAUGAGGAAGAACAGACUAUUUUUGACGGGGAUGAUGUAAAUAUGAAUGAAAACAUGAAAUUAAGAAAUAUUGCAAACAGAGGAAAAUUUUUCGGCUAUUUGAUAGCAGAGGGUAUUUUGCAGCUCGAUGCAUUUAAACAUGUAUCCUUGGUAAGUGGACUGGUCGCUGAUGGAGUAAUCUUCGUCGAAUUUUUAUUAUACCAGCUAUUAUUGACAGUUGCCAAAAAAUCAGAGUCUAAAGGAAAGGACUCAAAAGGCAAAAAGGUUGUUCAUUACAAUAGCGGUCUCUUAAUCAAAAUUCUUAUUAAUGGGAUCAAAUUGGAAAAUCGAUCAGUUAUUCUAAAAGGUUUACUGUAUUUUACGAAGAAAAAUUUCAAGUACAAAAAAUACCUACCGAGAUCUGGCGGAACUAAGGCACUUGAUAAAGAAUUGAGAAGAAUGGAGUGGGCCACGAAUACAUUUAGCGAAUUAAUGGAGAAAAAUUUAGAAAAUGCAAUAGUUUAG
Molecule: messenger RNA, 3108 nt
Organism: Zygotorulaspora mrakii
Lineage: Eukaryota; Fungi; Ascomycota; Saccharomycetes; Saccharomycetales; Saccharomycetaceae
Gene: SGD1
Product: Sgd1p
Exons: 1
Coding region: 1-3108 (1035 amino acids)
Biological process (GO): ribosomal small subunit biogenesis
Cellular component (GO): nucleolus
Molecular function (GO): RNA binding; protein binding
Source: RefSeq, a predicted model, not a curated record